This is a messenger RNA of Nilaparvata lugens (brown planthopper), 7171 nucleotides long. RefSeq lists its product as uncharacterized. NCBI's taxonomy places the organism in Eukaryota, Metazoa, Arthropoda, Insecta, Hemiptera, Delphacidae. The record is from RefSeq and is a predicted model, not a curated record. Gene Ontology annotation, biological process: G protein-coupled receptor signaling pathway. Gene Ontology annotation, cellular component: cytoplasm. Gene Ontology annotation, molecular function: guanyl-nucleotide exchange factor activity; G protein-coupled receptor binding. The coding region runs from base 16 to 3852 and encodes 1278 amino acids. The transcript has 23 exons.
AAUUAUUUUAUUUAAAUGUUUUUGCAGCCGCUACGCCUGAACAACGUAGACGAGAACGUGGCAAGAGAGAUAGACGACUGCCUGCUGAAAGAGUCGGACAAGGAGGAGAUAAUGCGCAAGAUAUUCUGGAAGGCGCGCCUCAAGGCCAAGGAGGAGUUGAACGAACAGCUGGCCGACUUCCAGCAGAAGCGCACUGCCGGACUGGGCAUGCUGUUCGGACCAUCCGACGCUCAGCUGGAGGAGAGCAUCAAUGACAAGGGCAAGGAAACGAAGAUAGUGGAGACGAUCCUGGUGCCGAAGCUGGAGCCGUUCCUGGCAGAUAUGGAGAGUGACGUGGUGGACGGGCGGCGGUUCACGACGGCGGCCGCCCUUGGCACAAUCCUCGGCAAGAAGUUCGGAGUGCGCGGUCAGCACUUUAGCUCGCUCAUCGAGCGGUGUCCCACCUUCGUAUCCAAGGACAAGUCGCUCAAGUCCAAGCUUAUCGGCAAGUCUAGGAAGGUUACCUUGAUGGGUCAUCACUUUGUAGCUCACCAGUAUUUCAUAGUGACCUAUUGCAACCAUUGUCAGCUCAUCAUUUGGGGUAUCGGUCCCCAAGGAUACCAAUGCUCAAACUGUCAUUUAAACAUCCACCGGCACUGCGUGAAAGUGCUGGAUGAGAACUGCCCGGGGCCAAUGGUCAAGAAGGAGAAAGGCAACGACCGAAUUAGUAAAUUUAUGGAAAAAAUUAGGCCAGAAAAUACGCGGCGGAAACCGAGCUCACUCAACCUCGGAUCUGAUCGGCUGAGGCGCCAACAUGAAGACAAGGACGGAGAUACGGGGAUGCUCAUCGACAACGAAUUAGGUAGCGACCGCUUGUCUUCGUCGACGUCUGGUGGUCCGAGGGUGUCCGGGGGUGGUGGGGGCGGCGAAAGGCGGCCAGAUCCUGUCCGGGAGGCGGUUGAGGAGCGGACGGGGGCCGGAGCAAGGGGCGGAGAUCACAAUGACGAAGACCAACACAACCAAUCUCACCACGACCUAACCCACAUAGCGAAACCUAAAUCAUCGGCAGCAACGAUAAAUAGGUCUGAAAGCUACAAGGAGCGAAUACCAAAUAAGAGACAGCUUCGAGAACGACGGAAAACCAGUGAUCCAAAUCUGUCGAAAACGAAUAAUGACGUAGACGUAGACAACCAGACAUUAACGUGCCAUGCAAACUCCGGUAGCUCUUCAAAUUCCAGCCUCUCAACGAGGAGUUUGGACAGUCCGAGCAACUCGUUGGAGGCGGUGAGCGGCGGCAGGGGUGUGAGCGGGGAGGGGGGUUCGUGCCCCACGAAUGGCAGUGUGGGUGGUGGCGUGCCCCAGUGGGACAGUGACCUGGAGGCAGAGCCGGAUCCACCCGACUGGACGCGAGCUGUGCCCGAAGAUGUCCUCAGCAACCUCACCGCCCGCGAGAAGAAGCGGCAGGAAGUCAUCAAUGAGCUGUUCCACACGGAGCGGUCACACGUUCGCGGCCUGAAGGUGCUAGACCAGGUGUUUUACCGGCCAAUGCGCGAUCAGCAGAUUCUGCCCGUCGAGCAGAUGCAGCUGCUGUUCGCCAACCUGGACGAAAUGCUGACGCGGCAUGGUCACUUCAAUCAGGCCAUGAAGGCCCGACGCAAGGAGGCCGUGCCCACCGUACAGCGAGUCGGAGAUCUCAUACUCAACAUGUUUGAUGGCACGGAAGGCGAGGUGUUCCAGCGAGCGGCGGCGACUUUCUGCGCGCGACAACAGAUCGCGCUGGAGGCGCUGAAGGAGCGACGUCGCAAAGACCAGAAGCUGCACAGCUUCCUCACCGACGCAGAGGGCAGUCCGCUCUGCAGGCGGCUGCAGCUCAAGGACAUCAUUCCCACCGGCAUGCUUAGGUUAACGAAAUACCCGUUGCUGUUCGAGAACCUGGCGAAGUACACGGCGGCGGAGGACUCGGAGGAGGCGUUGGCGGUGGCUCGGGCGGUCGAACGCAGCAAGGAGAUUCUCAACCACGUGGACAAGGCGGUCAAGGAGGCCGAAGACCAACAUCGGCUGGCCGAGAUACAGCGGCGCCUCGACAAGACGCCCUUCGACAAGGCCGACAAUCCGCUCGCCAAUGAGUUCAGGAAUCUGGACCUGACGAAGCACAGACUGAUCCACGAAGGCGCGCUGGUGUGGCGAAUAGCCAGCCGGCCCAAACCCAUAGACCUACACGUGUUGCUACUGGAGGACGUCAUCAUCCUACUGCAGAAGCAGGACGAGAAGUAUGUGCUCAAGUUCUACAGCGCCACGCAGUUCUAUAGUCCGGUCAUCAAGGUGUCCACAGUUCUAGUCAGAACUAAUGCUGUCGAUAAAACGGGUCUGUUCCUUGUGAAUACAUCUCAGAAUGGAGCGCAGAUCUACGACCUAGUUGCUACCACGGCUCAGGAAAAAAGAAAAUGGUUCAAGCACAUAUCAGAGGCGGCGGAGGCGUACAAGCAGCGCGAUGGCCGCAACCGCAGGGCGGACGCAGCCGCCGCAGCUGCAGCCGCAGCCCAGCACGACCUCGACGCAAGCGAACACCCCGACAAAACCAAAGAUGUGGACGACUCGACAACGACGCCGUCCGGAGCGGACCUGCUGUCACCGCCGCGGGCAACCAACGGGCACGGGCACGGGCACGACGAGUCACCCAGUCCCAACAGCGAGUCAACCCCCCUCCUGCCCUCACCAUCCCCCUCGCCUUCGCCAGCCCCCUCUCAUCCGGACACGCCUGAGUCUAUCGCCAGACGAAUGGGUGAGAUUUGUGGUAUUCGCAGUGUGGACGACUCGACAACGACGCCGUCCGGAGCGGACCUGCUGUCACCGCCGCGGGCAACCAACGGGCACGGGCACGGGCACGACGAGUCACCCAGUCCCAACAGCGAGUCAACCCCCCUCCUGCCCUCACCAUCCCCCUCGCCUUCGCCAGCCCCCUCUCAUCCGGACACGCCUGAGUCUAUCGCCAGACGAAUGGGUGAUAGUCUAAGUCCCAGUCCGAGCUUGAGCAGGAAGGUGGCCGAGCCGCUGCGUUUGACGACGGCCGAGAGCUCACUCAUUCAGCCGUCCGAGGUGCUAAUCUCACAGCGACCUGUGCUCACCGCUGAGCCUGUGCUCACGCCACUAGAAAAACUGAGGCGGAAAGACGAGGCGAUCAAGCAGGCAUUGGCGGAGAAACAGCAGCUGGUUGCAGAUAUCCUCCAUGUACCCAAGGAUGAGUUCGACACCAUUGCCGAAAUCGCCGGCGAGCCCGCCACCGAAAAGGAGGCUUCCGAACUCAUUUUAGCCGCUGUCAACCAAGCGAACCAACUGUCAGCGAUGGUAAACGAAGCGCUACGCGUGACUGAGGAAGACGCGGUGAGCGCCGGCGUCAUGACGUCAUCGUCGCGUUCCAGAACGCCGACGUCGGCAGGUGUGCCCGCUCACCGACUGAACGCGAUUGCGACCUCCCUGAACGCGCAACUCACGCAGCUGUUGAGCGUGCUCGUGCAACGGGACGACGAACGCGAGCGAUUGCGGCGCGAGUUGCAACGCAGUCGGGAACAGUUGCAUGCGUUGCACGAACAGCGCGCCAGUCAAGGUCACGACGAUCAGCUGACUCGCGAGCCUGGUGCGGCAAGCCUUGAGGCAUGCCUUGAGGCAACCCUUGAGGAGGCCAACCACACAGGUGAGGAAACAGACCCCGCAUCCUCCAAUAAUCCAGUCUCAGAGUCCGCCAUAGCGUCAACGACAGCUCAGGAGGUGUUUGUUGAUGCCCUGUCCGGCGAGGCUGAGAGUCACUUGGAGGCGGCGGGUGCGGCGGAAGGGGAGACACUUGCUCCCACCCGGACAGCGGACUCGGCUGACUGACUCCAGAAUGACUCAGAGUCGUGGUAGAAUCACUUGAGUCGUCUAAUCAUGGUAGAGUAACUCAAAAUUCACUCGAGUCAUUUGUUUUUCCUCCGCUAGUUAGCGCUCCGAUCGCUACCAAAGGAUGAUGAAUAAAUUCAACAAAGACUGCUGAUAGAGUAUUCUCGUCGAUAUUAGGGAGUUCAACGCCCAAUUCUAAACUCCACGUUACGUUAUUAACGAUGGUUUGACGGCGGUGCAUGGAAACUCCCUAACAACUAUUGUGACUAGUGAGUUUCGAAUGCUUAUUUAUUGUUACCGGUUAUUAAAUAAAACACACUCACACUUACGCUCCGAUAUUGUAUUCUACAACAAUAAAAAAUACCGUAUUCGUAGUAGAAACUGCAACAAUCUUAUUGGAUAACUUUUUUCUGUUUUUCGAAAAUAUCUUGGCUUUUGUGUAUAGAUGAAAAUAUUGUUAAUUAGCUGUUGUUGGCCAUUGAUGAAUUAGAGCGAAAUAAAUGUAGUAUUUUUCAUUUGAUACUGUAAAAACUGUGAAAAUCGAAAUUUUGAAGAGGAUAUUUAAAGGUCUUUGAAUAAAUAAUGUUGAUAAGGUGCCUCUUCGUUAUCAAAUAAUACUAAACUGCAUUAUUAUUCUUAGUUUUAAACUAUUAUAGUGUGACAUCCAAUCAGCUGGUCUGAUUAGUGAUGUCACCAUGUAGCAGUAAAUUAGUAUAAUAAUAUUAUUGAAUCCAUGAAUUUGAGGAUACUAUUAUUGUCGAAUCCAAAAAUAAAAUACUCGAAGCUAAAUAUAAUAGGCAUUGUCUCAAUCAAUAAUAAUAGUAGAACAAUGUUCGCUACAGAAGUAUCGAUAUAUUUAUCAUCAAUCAAAUAAUCAAUAAAAUACAGUUGAAAGAAGUGAACGAUGUGGUAUUGUGCUAGUGUCAAUUAGCCUGCCUGUGUAGCAGUGUUUCAAAAAUUCAAGAUUUACUCGACUAAAAGCCAUCGGCAAUGAUAUUAGCUACAUAUUUUUGUAAGCGUAUAUAGAUAUGUUUUUAUAAAAUACAGAAUAACGUUAACUGAGAAUUAGCAAAAAUUAUAAAUUAGUUUUAGACUCGAAUGGUGAUCUCUCGAUUUUUAUGCAGUGAAACUAUUUAUUAUCUCCAAAUUUAAUUUAUAGAUUUAUUUUUAUGCACACCCAUAUCUCAUGAAUCUCAUUGAAGAAUAUAGGAAUUUUACCAACCCCUCUACCAUCUAACAUCACUUAAUCAUUGAUAUUAUAUUGAAAGUUGCACUUGAAAUUCGCUUUAAUUAAUGAAGCAGUUUAUUUAGAUCUAAACUGCAGUUCAACUAGUUAUUGACAAAAUAAAUCUUGUCAAAUUUAUUCCUAUCUGUAGCAGAAUCAUUGUAAAUUCUAAGGAAGUUUUUGAUGCUAUUGAGGGCAUUUUGAGUAUUAAAACUACUGAUGAAGAUUGCUAGAGGUAUCUGUAUCUGCGAUGCUCUGUUUUUAGUGUCCAAGUGCCUAGCAACUGUCACCAAAAACUUGAGUUGAACGUUUUUUUGUUACCAAGUUCUUGAAGAGCAAUUUAUUCUAUUCAAGAGAUCCAAUCAUUUGAUAGGUUCGACAUCAUCACAAUCCCUGAUUUCCCUUACGUUAUUUGUACAAGCCUCUUUCACCCUCUAUUUCUCUCUCUCUCUCUCUCUCUCUCUCUCUCUCUCUCUCAUUCUCCCCAAUGCAAAUGGUGCAGCGCAUUCCAAUCUCUUUACCACUCUCAACCAAUAUUAUUAUACUUUAAUUUGUUAUGUAUUUUAUUAUUAUCCAACAUGAUUACUAUUUGUGUCCCCCAACAUUAUAAAGUUUUUCUCAUCUCUACUAUUGUACAUUGAUAAUAAUCAAAUAAAUUGUUGUUUUUUAUAUAUUUUAAUUGAUUUGUUGUUUCAUAUAUUGUCAAUUAAUUUGUUGUUUGUUUUGUGCACUCUUUGAGAAGGUCGGCUAACCAUAUCUAUAUAAAUCUAGAAAACGUAUUCUAGCUUUCUCUUACUCUCAACAAGUUUUUGGGCCAACUCUUUCUUCGAAGUUGAAUAGUAUAUUCUUCUGAGACAGUAUUUACUAAUCAUUUAAAAAAGUGGUAACUGCCCGUUCCCAUACAAAUUUCUUUUAACCAUCUAUGAUGAAAAUAUUAAUCGCUAAAUAAGUAUGAAUUAUAUCAUUUGGCGUAGAAAAGACUGCAUAGUGUUUCCCAACAUAUCACUUCAAUUCAAAUUGUAGGCCUAUCGGAGAAAAUCCACUUUCGAAAUCAAAACUUCGGUACAGUAGUAUUUUGUCUCAGAAUCCCUUAUUUCUUGAUUUAAUAAUGUAAAGUUGAUUUCACAGAAAUCGGCAAUUAUGACACACUAAAUGAAAUAGAUUACGCAAACAAUUUUGAAUAGUUCUAGACAUUGAAUAUAAGAAAAAAAUUAUAAUAUAGUUGUGUUGCUUUCUUUCUCUUUAAAAUGUUUGUGAUAAUUGGAUAUUUAUUUUCACUGGUACUCCUAGCUUUUAAAUUGUGCUGAUAUUAUCUUGAUAAAUGUGGUAAAUGAUAUUAGCUUUUUUCUAAAUAUCGAAUAACCAAAAAAUGGCAAGCCUAUGUCUAUACAGUGUAAAGAUAUUAAUAAAGAUUAUAACGAUGAUGAUAUUAUUAGAAAUUACGAUAAAUAUGUAAAUUAUAGCGAAUUAUUUAUAGAAUGAAAUUGAAUAUUGUUUUUAUCCGAAUAUUUUCCAAACAGAAUGUGAAAUAUCUUUGUCUUUAUUUCAAUUAUGGUAUUAUUUCUCUGAAAAACUGUCAUUGUGUAAAUUAUAUUUAUUUAUUACACUAUUUGCAAUUAAUCUGUUUUGAUGUGUCAAACCAUGCUGUGCUGAAUCAGUGAAUACUAAAAUUAUUAUUUAUUAUCAUCAAUUUUAUUGUUAUUAUAAUUAUCAAUCCCUUGAUUUUUUUCGAGAAGGCAACUUCAUUCAAAGAGUGGCCUAAUUUUUUAAUAUGUGUAUAAAAUAAUCAAACAUUGAAAAUAAUGUAGAGUACUGUAAUUGUAUCUUGACACAAAAAUUAUUAUUAACAAUGAUGAUGAAACUAUUUUAUUGUUAUUAAUAUUAUUAUGAAAAAUGAAAACCUGUAUAUGUACAAUACAUGUUGGCAGAUCAGUGUAUUAUGUAUAUUCUUGUAAUGUAUAUGUAUUAUGUACAUAGACUGAAUUCGCAUGAAUAAAACACAAUGGUUUUAUAUAUUUAUAUAUAUGUGUAUGUAUAUUAUGUAUGUUGUUAUGAAAAAUACACAUAUACAUAAGUAUAUAUUUCAAUAAUGUA